AUGCCUCACCACCCACUUCCAAAUCAGCUCGGCAUUGCAACACUGUCGCUGGGCCACUGUACAAAGCACAAGCUCCGAGAUCGCAUCCGAGCAGCUGCAGAAGUUGGCUUCGACGUCAUUGACCUCUUUGACGAGGACUGGGCGGCAUACCUUUCAGAAAAUGGCCUUGAUUCGACUGAUCCUUGGGAGGCUACUGAAUCAAAGCUCCGUGUAGCGCAACAGCUGCGCGAGCUGAUCGAAUCACAUGGCAUGAAAAUCGCCUGCACACAGCCACUGAGGGAUAUUGAAGGAAAUCUGGACCCCAGAGACAGACAGGCAGCGAUGCAUCGGGCUACCGCCAGAUUCCCAUUCAUGCGCGCUUUUGAUACCGAUCUUGUCUUCAUAUGCAGCAGUAUGAGGCCAGAUGACGGAAAAAUAGCGACCGCCGACUUUCAGACUGUUGUGAGGGACUUGGCAGAGCUAGGGGACCUUGCCGCUGAGUUCUCCAGGAAGGAUGGUGGAAAGCAGAUACGUAUCGGCUAUGAACCACUUUCCUGGGCACGCAGGAAUUCCUGGGCUUCCGCCUGGGAGGUUGUCCGUGCAGUGGACCGUGUAAACGUGGGAAUCAUCCUAGACACGUUCAACAUUCUCGCCGUCGAGUUCGCAGAUCCAUACUCCACCGUUGGGGAGGGCAGCAUGCUGUACGCUUCACGAGAUCAAGCCCUUCGGGUCCUCGGUCGCCGACGCCGAGAGGAUGGCAGGUCGAGGCUUCAAACUGGCGGAAGAUCAAAGCGUGCCCCGGUUAUUACCGUGGUCACGCUCGCAUCGACUGUUCCCCGAGGAACAGAGGCGGGGGGGAUAUUUGCCAGUUGA
Fusarium falciforme is the source of this 852-nucleotide messenger RNA. RefSeq names its product AP-endonuc-2 domain-containing protein. NCBI's taxonomy places the organism in Eukaryota, Fungi, Ascomycota, Sordariomycetes, Hypocreales, Nectriaceae. The coding region runs from base 1 to 852 and encodes 283 amino acids. The record is from RefSeq and is a predicted model, not a curated record. The transcript is spliced from 2 exons.